Molecule: messenger RNA, 2049 nt
Organism: Rangifer tarandus platyrhynchus (Svalbard reindeer)
Lineage: Eukaryota; Metazoa; Chordata; Mammalia; Artiodactyla; Cervidae
Source: the annotation of a GenBank genome assembly
AUGGAGUUGCAGACUCUACAGGAGGCUCUGAAAGUGGAAAUUCAGGUUCACCAGAAACUGGUUGCUCAAAUGAAGCAGGAUCCGCAGAAUGCUGAUUUAAAGAAACAGCUUCAUGAACUCCAAGCCAAAAUCACAGCUUUGAGUGAGAAACAGAAAAGAGUAGUUGAACAGCUACGGAAGAACCUGAUAGUAAAGCAGGAACAGCCAGACAAGUUCCAGAUACAGCCCUUGCCACAGUCUGAAGGCAAACUGCAAGCAGCACAGCAGCAGCCGCUGCCGCAGCCCCAGCAGCAGCAGUACCACCACCACCACGCCCAGUCGGCCGCGCCCGCCCCCAGCCUGACCGCCUCGCAGAAGACUGUAACUACAGCUUCUAUGAUUACCACAAAGACACUACCUCUCGUCUUGAAAGCAGCAACUGCGACCAUGCCUGCCUCUGUUGUGGGCCAGAGACCUACCAUUGCUAUGGUGACCGCCAUCAACAGUCAGAAGGCUGUGCUCAGCACUGAUGUGCAGAACACACCAGUCAACCUCCAGACGUCUAGUAAGGUCACUGGGCCUGGGGCAGAGGCUGUCCAAAUUGUGGCAAAAAACACAGUCACUCUGCAGGUUCAGGCAACAGCUCCUCAGCCCAUCAAAGUACCACAGUUUAUUCCCCCUCCUAGGCUCACUCCACGUCCGAACUUUCUUCCACAGGUUCGACCCAAGCCUGUGGCCCAGAAUAACAUUCCUAUUGCCCCAGCACCUCCUCCCAUGCUUGCAGCUCCUCAGCUUAUCCAGAGGCCCGUCAUGUUGACCAAGUUCACCCCCACGACCCUCCCUACCUCCCAGAAUUCUAUCCACCCCGUCCGUGUCGUCAAUGGGCAGACUGCAACCAUAGCCAAAACGUUCCCCAUGGCCCAGCUCACCAGCAUUGUGAUAGCUACUCCAGGGACCAGACUCGCUGGACCUCAGACUGUACAGCUUAGCAAGCCAAGCCUUGAGAAACAGACGGUUAAAUCCCACACAGAAACAGAUGAAAAACAAACGGAGAGCCGCACCGUCACCCCGCCUGCUGCCCCCAAACCCAAACGGGAGGAGAACCCUCAGAAACUUGCCUUCAUGGUGUCUCUAGGGUUGGUGACACAUGACCAUCUAGAAGAAAUCCAAAGCAAGAGGCAAGAACGAAAAAGAAGAACAACAGCGAAUCCGGUGUACAGUGGUGCGGUCUUUGAGCCGGAGCGAAAGAAGAGUGCAGUCACGUACCUGAACAGUACGGUGCAUCCCGGGACCCGGAAGAGAGGUCGUCCUCCAAAAUACAAUGCAGUGCUGGGGUUUGGAGCCCUUACCCCAACAUCCCCCCCAUCCAGUCAUCCCGACUCCCCUGAGAAUGAAAAGACAGAGGCCACAUUCGCUUUCCCUGCGUCUGCCCAGCCUGUGUCCCUGCCCAGCCCCACCUCCACAGACGGUGAUAUCCAUGAGGAUUUUUGCAGUGUUUGCAGAAAAAGUGGCCAGUUGCUGAUGUGCGACACUUGUUCCCGUGUAUAUCAUCUGGACUGCUUAGACCCUCCUCUGAAAACGAUUCCCAAGGGCAUGUGGAUCUGUCCCAGAUGUCAGGACCAGAUGCUGAAGAAGGAAGAAGCAAUUCCAUGGCCUGGAACUUUAGCAAUUGUUCAUUCCUAUAUUGCCUACAAAGCAGCAAAAGAAGAAGAGAAACAGAAAUUACUUAAAUGGAGUUCAGAUUUAAAACAAGAACGAGAACAACUAGAGCAGAAGGUGAAACAGCUCAGCAAUUCUAUAAGUAAAUGCAUGGAAAUGAAGAACACCAUCCUGGCCCGGCAGAAGGAGAUGCACAGCUCCCUGGAGAAGGUAAAACAGCUGAUCCGCCUCAUCCACGGCAUCGACCUCUCCAAACCUGUAGACUCUGAGGCCACUGUGGGGGCCCUCUCCAACGGCCCGGACUGCACCCCCCCUGCCAACGCCAGCACCUCCACGCCGGCCCCCUCCCCACCCUCCUCCUCCUCCCAGAGCUGCACAGCGAACUGUAACCCGGGGGAAGAGACUAAAUAA